AUGUCCAAGUUCGGAGUUCUGGUCAUGGGCCCAGCGGGCGCUGGGAAAACCACCUUCUGCAACGCCCUCAUCCAGCAUUGCCAGACCACGCGCCGGAGCUGUUUCUACGUCAACCUCGACCCCGCCGCCGAGAGCUUCCAGUACGACCCUGACCUCGAUAUCCGCGAGCUGAUCACCCUCGAAGAUGUAAUGGAGGAGCUAGGGCUCGGCCCGAACGGAGGCUUGAUAUAUUGCUUCGAGUUCCUUUUGCAAAACCUGGAUUUCCUCACCGAAGCCCUCGAUCCGCUUAGCGAAGAGUAUUUGAUUAUCUUCGACAUGCCCGGUCAAAUCGAACUUUAUACACAUGUACCACUUCUCCCGUCGCUCGUGCAAUUCCUAUCUCGCGCAGGCCCCCUGAAUAUCAACCUCUGCGCCGCGUAUCUCCUCGAAAGCACAUUCGUCGUCGACAAGGCCAAGUUUUUCGCGGGGACACUGAGCGCAAUGUCCGCCAUGUUGAUGCUGGAGAUGCCGCACGUGAACAUCCUCACGAAAAUGGAUCAGGUGCGCGAGAUGGUGUCACGUCGGGAACUGAAACGCUUUACUCGGGUGGAUGUGCAACUGUUGCAGGAUAAUCAGGAGGCAGAGGAUGCUGCGAGCUCGGACCCCAUGUCGAAGGAAUCUUUGAUGAGCGGCGGGUCGUUUGAGAGGCUGAACCGCGCCGUCGCUCAACUAAUCGAUGACUUCAGCAUGGUGUCCUUCUUACAGUUAGAGGCUCAGGAUGAGGACAGUGUUGCUGCUGUGCUGAGCCAUAUCGACGACGCCAUUCAGUACCACGAGGCGCAAGAGCCGAGGGAGCCUAACGAUGCGCAGGAAGUCGAUUACGAGGAUUGA
Molecule: messenger RNA, 870 nt
Organism: Aspergillus mulundensis
Lineage: Eukaryota; Fungi; Ascomycota; Eurotiomycetes; Eurotiales; Aspergillaceae
Product: putative signal sequence-binding GTPase GPN3
Exons: 1
Coding region: 1-870 (289 amino acids)
Molecular function (GO): ATP hydrolysis activity; GTPase activity
Source: RefSeq, a predicted model, not a curated record